CUCAAUUUGCAGAAAUAUACAUACAGCUCUUAAUUAAGAUCAGAUUGAUAAAUGGGUCAUUGGGAAAAGUUAAAUCUUGCACUGAGGUUACUUUCCUUUGCCAGCCUCGUGGUUUCCAUCAUCUUCUCCCUCACCUCCACCUCCGGCGACGACAACAACAACAACUGCGACAACAACUACUUUCCUUGCAACAACAAUUACAACUACUUUCCUUACAAUUUUGACGUCAAAAUCAAGCUCACCUUCAAGGAUUUUUACGCUUAUCGUUACACACUGUCUGUAAAUACAAUUGGAACCGUCUAUUCUUUCAUCCAAUUUGUGUUAGCGAUAGUAGGGAAAUCCGACGAUAAAUCUUCAGAUGGACUGGUUAAGGCUAAUCCGUAUCUCGACCAGGUGAUGGCCAUCCUACUGGGGACAGGAGCGGCGGCGGGAUUUGGUCUUACGUUGGACUUGAAACACCUUCGUUGUGCUUCAACCAUCACCAGAAGUUUUCUUAACAAGAUGACUAUAGCUUCUACGUUUUGCGCCGGAGGAUUUGGAUUCACCGCCGCAUCAUCCUUUGUGUCUCUCAAAAUUUACGAGGAAGAGAUGGACGUUUGUUGUUAGUUACGUGAUAAUAAUUUCGAUUUAUGGAAAAGUCCGUAAUUGUUACAUAAUAUGUGUUUUGGGUAGUCGUCAAAAGAUUACAAAGAAUGAUUGCUCAUAAUUGACCAGUAAAUCGAAAAGGUCAAGAAGUUAAAUUUAAAAUCUUGUGGUUAUCCCACCAAUUAUCCAACCAACUUGGUUGAGGUUAUCCCGUCAUUAGAAUAAUAAUUAUUGUACGUAAAGCAUGAAGAGAUAAUAUCAUAAUAAAAACAUGUCCUUCAAGAUUAAGUUGUUUGGAAA
Ipomoea triloba (trilobed morning glory) is the source of this 885-nucleotide messenger RNA. RefSeq names its product CASP-like protein PIMP1. NCBI's taxonomy places the organism in Eukaryota, Viridiplantae, Streptophyta, Magnoliopsida, Solanales, Convolvulaceae. The transcript is spliced from 3 exons. The coding region runs from base 52 to 606 and encodes 184 amino acids. The record is from RefSeq and is a predicted model, not a curated record.